Molecule: messenger RNA, 2329 nt
Organism: Toxoplasma gondii ME49
Lineage: Eukaryota; Apicomplexa; Conoidasida; Eucoccidiorida; Sarcocystidae
Exons: 4
Coding region: 1-1203 (400 amino acids)
Source: RefSeq, a predicted model, not a curated record
AUGGAGGGCGAGAAAAAUCAUAUCUUCUACCGAGUCACCUGCCCCACAACUGGCCAGCAGCGAAUCCACGCUAUCUGGGUGUACGACGACAAGCAGCGUCUCUCUGUGCAACAGACGCUUCAGCAAAUCAUCGACGAAUGCGCGGCCUCGCGCGCGCCUCUGGGAGCGCCCAGCGAAGAUUUCGCGCCGCAAACUCGCCCUCCCGUUGCUGGUGUCUCUUCGGCCUCCAACAGCGCCGGCGUCCAGCUGCUCGCGCUCCUGCGGGGCGCCCAAGGGGGCGCUCAGAAAUUGGGGACUCCCGGCCCCACACACCCCACACAGUCUCCUGUCUCCGGAAGCAGAGAGGGAUCCGGGCCGACCGCGGGACAGAGCCUCAUGUCUCUUCUGGGUGUGGGGCCCUCGGCGUCGUCGGAGAGCUCCGGGGCCUCGCCCCUCCUGCCCGCUUCGUCUCUGCUGGGCUCUUCGCGCCCCACAGGCGAACACACUUCGCUCGCAGGCUUGGAGCCGGAGGAGGCGAGGAAGAACACGAGUCUCUCGAUUCUCUCUCUGCUCAAGAGACCGGCCCCUGCUGAGGCCGGGUCGGAGACAGGUGUCUCCUUCCCGGGGGGCGGCGACGCGGAAAGACCGCCCUCGAGAGGGGGCCUGUCUCCGCGGUCUCCACGAGAAAGAGACUCUGCAGCCGAGGCUUCCAGCACCGCGGGCACUGUCUCCCUCGUCGGCAUGUUGAAGCGUUCGGGGGAGAAUCGAGAGGCGCCGGGACGGAGCUCUGUCUCCGGCGCAGGCCUGCUGGGCUCGGGGCUCCUGGGGGCGCCGGCGCCGGCUGGGCCUCCGCUGUUGCCUGGAGGCCGCGCAGUCCCCGACGCUCUCGCCUCCUCGCCCCUGUUGGCUGCGCCGCUGCGCGCCUUCGGAGACAGGGCGCCGCUCGCCUCUUCGCUUGCUUCGCAGGAGAACGCCGGAGGAGCCUUUCGCGCGCCAGCGCAUCCUCUCGCGGCGCCUUGUGGAGCGGAAGGGACUCCCGAGGCUCACCGCGUGCUCGUGUCUCGGAGCAUGCUGACGGAGGCCCUGCAGCGAGUCCUCAAGUCCGAGGCGUUUUCUUCUCUCCUCUGGCAAGAACUCGUCGCCGCUGAAGAGCGCGAACGAAGACGGCCUCGCCUCGAAGAGAGCGGGGAAAGGCGCUUCAGUCGAGAGGACGCCCGCGGAUAGACAAACAGGUGAAGGACACAAGCAAGGUGACUCAGCGAGGCAAAGUCACAGGAGACAGUGCGGUGUCAUGGCGCAUGCCGCCCGAGAAUGCAGACGGGAGGAGACCGACGGGGAAAGCAGUGGAAAAGAAGAGAAACGAAAGGAGAGAAGAGGUGAGGAGAAAGGAGGGGAGGAGAAAGGAGGUGAGGAGAAAGGAGGUGAGAGAAGAGAGGGAGAAAGGAGCAGAAGCCACAAGAGAGGAGAAGGAGAGACGAGGACCCUUGGGCGGUCCACAGAGAGAAACCGAGGUGAAAGGCAUCGGCAGUUUCUCGAUGGGUGAGACAUGAAACACCCGAAAAGGAGAUCGCAGAGAGGGAGGCGAGACAGUGGAGGGCCUGAACGGAGGGGAAGCGAAAAACAAGGGAGGAGAACAGGUACUUCUGAGACGCAGGGCCGUGGACAAGUGGAGAAAGAGGAGAGCGCAUGCAGAGAAGAGAUGCAACUGGAAGAAAGGAAGACCGCUUUUGUCGCUUUCCAUGUGACAUUUGAAUUCUUUACUUCUGCGAACGAAACAAGACGCAACAAGCAUCCUUUUCGCCCUGCCUGUUUCUUCCUUUUCUCACUUCGCCCUCACCUCUUCUGUCUUCUUUCUUCUGUCCACUUUCUCUCCAUCUCCUCUCUUCUAUGGUUUUUCCUCUCCUCUUCAUCCUCUCCCCCUAGUAUCUUUUUUCUCUUCUCUCUCUCUUUCUCGCUCUUCUCUCUUCCCCUCCUUUUCUCCUUUUUUUUUUUCUCUUCUCUCUCUCGCGCUCUUCUCUCCGCCUGUGUUAUCUUCACGGUUUUCUUGCCUUUCCCCCAUUUCACUCCGCCGUUCCACAGUCCUGCAGAACGCGCAGACACCCGCAGAGAGCGUGCGAGGCCUCCUCGCAGGCGUCGGUCGACCAGACCAAGAAGGAAAAAGGGGAGUAGGGAGGAGCGACGCGAUGAGAAAGGCGAGCUCUUGUCCCAGAGAACAGGGCGAACUGAAAGAAGCUUUCGCUCCACGCCCGGACAGGAAAUCCGCAGAGCCACAGAGGAAACGGCGUCCCUGCCAGCUUGACAGGCACACUCUGCGCGGUGUUUAGACAGGUGCUCAAGCGUACUCGUGGGC